AGCAACGCUUGCAGGGGAUAUUUGAGGCACCAUCCCUCCCUGCUCCCAAAUCAUUCCCAGCACUAGGAGAGCAGAUCAAGUUGCACUCUCAGUGAGAAGAGCUAGGGACAGGGCUGCAGCAGUACAAGCUGAUCGUUCUCUCUCAGUCGCUCACAGGCACCCAGUGAACAGUGUUAAGGUUUAAAGAGACACAAGACCAUGUGCGUAGAACUUCUCAACAGACUGGUAACUCUGGGGCUGGUGUUCGCAAGCUUUAGCGCAGCCUUUGGAACAGAUGCUACAGAUCUGCCUGAAAACGCUCAGGAGAGAGACAAGCUGCCUGGACAGCAAAAAGGACGACUUUCCCUGCAGAACACAGCUGAGAUACAGCACUGCCUGGUGAGUGCAGGAGAUGUCGGAUGUGGGGUCUUUGAAUGCUUCGAGAACAAUUCAUGUGAGAUCCGAGGAUUGCACGAGAUCUGCAUGACCUUCUUACACAACGCUGGGAAAUUUGAUGCUCAGGGGAAGUCAUUUAUAAAAGAUGCUCUGAAGUGCAAAGCUCAUGCACUGAGACACAAGUUCAGCUGCAUCAGCCGUAAGUGCCCCGCCAUAAAGGAGAUGGUGUACCAGCUGCAGCGGGAAUGUUAUGUCAAGCACGACCUCUGCUCUGCUGCCAAGGAAAAUGUCCAAGUGAUUGUGGAGAUGAUUCACUUCAAAGACCUCCUGUUACAUGAGCCUUAUGUUGACUUAGUGAACCUGCUGCUGACCUGUGGAGAAGAAGUGAGAGAUGCCAUUACACGCAGUGUGCAGUCACAGUGCACUCAGAACUGGGGAAGCCUCUGUUAUAUCCUAAGCUUUUGUACCUCUGCCAUGCAGGGAGAUAGUGCUGCUGUGCUGAGCCCCAGUCCAGCUAAAAAACAAGGAGACCCCAUCAAACCUUUCCGCAGCCACAGUGAGCCUCCUUCUCAGGGUGAUGCAGAACGUGAUGGUGCCAAAUCCUCCAAAAAUGAUAAGGAUAAAAAUAUCAAAGCACAUUCCAAUUUUCAUGCCCGUGCCAAGACUGGUUACAGCCCAAAACUGUCAUUUAAUGCCAUGGAACGGGCUGAUGAGCCGGCUGGUUUAUCAGACAUCCGAAGGUGAAAGAAUAACUUCCAUCAGAAUGCUCCAGUUGCCCUUCUGGUGAGAAGCCCUUCAUACACUUUCUAUGGACAUUCCAAGGUAUUAACCAUUCAUGAAGGCAAAGCUAUGCCUGCAAUAAGUGCUGGAAUUCCUCAGCUGUAUCACUAGCUCCCAAGGAGAGGAGGGAGCAGAUAUCAUAGUUUCCUAUUUACACAAUUAAAUACUGUUUUAUAUUUUAAUUAUAGUAAAUCUCGAAUAUCUCUGAAGACGUUUGGCUCUGCUGAUUAAAUUAUUUAACUGAGAUGUUGGGUUAUCACUAAAGCUACCUAAUAGUGUGUACAACAUGUAGGGUCAUUAUAUUGUCUUCCCCGUUCCUCUCUGGGUUCCCACCUGAAAGCCAACACAAGAGAAUAAGGGAAAAAAAGAAGCAUGAUCCUGCGCCGAUAUGAAUCCAAGCAAAACAUUGAAUGUCUUGUUCAACCAAUCACCUCAGCAUGCAUGAUAUAUAUAAUUAUUAUUUCAUAUUACAAGGAUAUAUUUCCUUAUCGUUAUAUAAGGAAUACUGCUGCCAUGGUGUGUGUGUGUGUGUUUGUGUGUGUGUGUGUGUGCAUGUGUGGAUUUACACAUAUAUGGUGCACAGGUGUGUUCAUAUAUUGAUGUAUACAUCCGAAUGUGUGCGGGUCUUUGGUUUGUGUGAUGUUAAAUGUUUUUGUUUGUUUACAUGUAUUCCUACUGGGUCAGUUGUUGCUGUUCAUGUACAUAUUUAAUGCAAUAUUUAUUGUAUUGUUCUUCCUUAAGCACACAUAUAGAUAUAGACGAAUCCGUACACAUGGACACACUUCCUAUAUACACACUCAAAGUAUCCUACUCCAGUGCAGAGAGAUACUGUUUUUGGUUUCUUUUUGUUUUUGUUUGUUUGUUUUUUUUAGCCAUCACCUUUCCUGCCUUGUGUUGUACAUAAUUUAUGCCACUAGUCCAUUUUGUUAAGCGACCUAAUGUAAUUUUAUACAGUCCUGUAAUGUUGUUGACAUCAUAACACAUUAUUUAUUGCUAUAAUUAUUUUAUUAUUAAUAAACUUUGUGUCAUUGAGAGCUG
Xenopus laevis (African clawed frog) is the source of this 2193-nucleotide messenger RNA. It is a transcript of the gene stc2.S, whose product is annotated as stanniocalcin 2 S homeolog. Gene Ontology annotation, cellular component: extracellular region. The transcript has 4 exons. Bases 199 to 1119 code for a protein of 306 amino acids. Gene Ontology annotation, biological process: signal transduction; intracellular calcium ion homeostasis. NCBI's taxonomy places the organism in Eukaryota, Metazoa, Chordata, Amphibia, Anura, Pipidae. The record is from RefSeq and is a predicted model, not a curated record. Gene Ontology annotation, molecular function: hormone activity.